Kwoniella shivajii is the source of this 789-nucleotide messenger RNA. RefSeq lists its product as uncharacterized. The record is from RefSeq and is a predicted model, not a curated record. Gene Ontology annotation, cellular component: intracellular membrane-bounded organelle. Bases 1 to 789 code for a protein of 262 amino acids. Lineage: Eukaryota; Fungi; Basidiomycota; Tremellomycetes; Tremellales; Cryptococcaceae. The transcript is spliced from 6 exons.
AUGCCAAGUUCAUAUCCUGUACCUACUCAAAUGGUUCAACAGUUAUGGAACAGGUUAAUUGGAUUCUUGAUGCGUUCAUAUCCCAUGAAAGAUUUCCCACUGAACAUUCGUCCGGGCAUGGUCUUUGCGACUGCUAUUUGGAUAAUCUUGUUAGGUAUUUUAGGUAUGGCGCCUCUACCCACUUUACCUGUGAAUGACAAGGCAUUACAUUUCUUCGGGCUUGGAUUUGCGACAUUCUUGUUAUAUUUCGUAUUGGAAGUACCAGAAGGUCCAGGUAGAAGGAUAUGGUAUAUUAGAAGAGCGCCUUUACUUCUCACUCUGAUAUUAGCUUUCUUCGUAGGCGGGAUAAUAAGUGAAUUCGUUCAAAGCUUCUUACCCUGGAAGGAAUUUCAAUUCGGUGACAUAGUUGCGAACUUAUGCGGCUCAACAUUAUUCCUCUACCUAGCUCAUCUGCUGCAUCAAAGAAACCUACGUAAAAUGGAAUUAUCAUCUUUAUAUCAACCAUUAUCAGUUCAUGGAAGUUCAACUUAUCGUGAUGCUCAAGGUAGACAGCAUAUGUUCCCAUCCAGUUCUUCCGUUCCAGAAUCAGCUUCAGGUGGUCAAGGGGAAGAGGGUACGCCCCCGAGAGAAAACCGUAGAGAAAGAGAAGGUAGUGGAGUCUGGGAUGAAGAUUCCGAUUUCGGUAGAAGCUCACAAGAAACUGCUAGAGGAGCAGAGACAAAUACGGUCUUCGAAUUAGGUGAUUAUGACGAUGAUGAUCACCAACCCAGAGGAAAGAACAAUAUAUAG